GCUCUAUGGGAGAUGUAGUCCCAGUCCAGUAAGGUGUUGUGCUUACUGGCGCCGGCACGGCCGGCCUUGGGAACGCCGUUGCGUUACCGGAGAUGUGUGUACACGGAGCAGCAGGCAGGUCCUGCUUUUAAGCCAUGAAAGUGACUCAUGGCAUCAUUAGAAGAAAGGAAUCUAUGCCGUGCCUGAGCUAGGCAGCUUUCCUUGUUGCCAUGGAAAACUGCCUUUUGGAUUUCUGCUGCCUGCCUACCUUUUCCAGCACACCCAGCAUCAGCUGUUGUCCAUCUCCCUGAAUGCUGCCAGUACAUUUGCACUGUUGGUGCUGAAGACACCCAGCAGGAAAGCAUAAGAGUUCAGUGCCCUGCAGAUGCCAAGAUGGAAUGGUCAUUAGAUAGUUUAAGAGACCUGGUAGCAGGUGGCAUACAUGCAGUCCGGGACUGUGAAGCCAGUGCUCUAGCUACUGUGGCCUGUUUGAUGCUGCUUUUUAUCUGGUACUGCUAUCGUGUAGGUCAAGAGCAACCAACAGCUUCUCCCCGAAGCUAUAGGGCAGUUGUGGGGGCCUCCAUGGCAUCCAUUCUUCAGAGGCCGCAUAAUAAUGUGGAGGGCUCCCAGAAUGGUUAUGCGUACUGCCAGUCCCUGGAAUGUUUUCGAUGCACAUCACACGGUGAGGGACUUAACCAGAGAUUAUACCUCAACCUUCAGGAUUAUGCCAAAAGAUACACUUGGUCCGGCAUGGGCCGGGUAUACAAAGGAGUGAGGGAGCAGGGUCGCUAUCUUGCAAACCGUCCAUCCAUCCAGAAGCCAGAAGUAUUCUUUUUGCCGGAUCUGCCUACUGCUCCCUACUUCUCACGAGAGGCUCAGAAACAUGACGUUGAGCUGCUGGAACGAAGUUUUCCCACACUGCUUGCAGAAUUUGAGGCAAUCUAUCAAGCAUUCUCCAACUGCAGCCUACCACCACAGGGUUGGAAAGCCAACAACACGCCACAUGGUGAUUGGUACACAUUCUAUCUGGUGAAUCAGGGUGUUUCUGUUCCCAUGAACUGCCGACGUUGCCCAAGAACAUACCGUAUCCUUGGUUCUCUGCGCACUUUCAUUGGGAACAAUGUAUUCGGAAAUGCCUGUUUCUCUGUGCUGACACCUGGAACACUCAUUACUGAACACUAUGGGCCCACCAAUGUACGCAUCCGCUGUCACUUGGGCCUCAGGAUCCCUGCUGGCUGUGAGCUAGUAGUUGGGGGUGAACCACAGUGCUGGGCAGAAGGCAGCUGCCUACUUUUCGAUGAUUCUUUUCUGCACACAGCUUUUCAUGAAGGAAGUGCAGAGGACGGCCCUCGAGUGGUCUUCAUGGUGGACCUGUGGCAUCCAAAUGUGGCAGCGGCUGAGCGACAGGCCCUGGACUACAUUUUUAGCCCUGGGCGGUGAUUUCCGGAAGCUGGAUGGUGCUAGUUGGCUGGGGUAGCUUUUCUUCGUCUAUGAAAGUUUAAGACUUCCAUAUUUCUGGCUGUAAAGAAGCGCUUAUGUCGCUCUUUCUGGCUCUGUUACUGUCCUGAAGGGAGAUUGACUCUCUUAGGGUCUUGUAGUUGUGUAUUGUGACCACUAGACAGCAGAGCGAGAGUUUGUGAAUUGUAUAUCAUUGACUCCAGAAACCUUGAGCUAUGGCCCAGGUUUAUUCAAUUUGGUAUGGAUGCUCUCCUCCAUGAAUUGUUGUGGUGGUCUCCUGCUUUCUGCACAUGGCAACUGGCAUCCUUUGCUUAAUACCAAGCUCAGAUCUGGCACAGCACAAUCCUUUCUAUAGCACACUUGUGUUUUGUAUUGUUUAUGUACAGCUGGCCUGUCUGGCCUUACUUCAGGGGUUAAGUGAAGCACAGGAUUGAUGGGCUUAUUUGAAUGAAGUCCCUUUUUUCAAUUUUCUCUUCAGCACACAAAAACAAAUCUGAAUAAGUUUACUCUGCAGGCAUUGGCCAGGCUGUUGUAGAAAAACUGGUGCAGUCAUUUGGAAAAGUAAACAUUAAAAUGUGUAGAUUAGCAUAUAGAAUCAGCAGCAUAUUGGGCACUUAAGGUAUGUUCAGUCCUUGGGUGUAAUGAAUUACGACUGGACCAAACCAGGUUCAUCUCUCAGUAAAGGGAACUAGCAGCUUGUGCUGCAAUUUUCAUUUUCAGUUACACAGUUGCUUGAAAUGUUUACAAAAAUUACAGCAACGCUUUGUGCACUACACUUGAACAGAGAACAGCUGUGAUAUUUUUUUUUUGGCAGAUGCAUUAAUUGUUUCUGCUGAAAGUCUUUCAGCUUUAGGUUUAUCGUAAGAGAUUCAGGCUGAAUGCAUACUGCAAGUGACACCUAUACACAGUCUUAUCAUUUCUGCAAUGUGACAUCUUAGUUGAUUAAAGUGACAGUGUGUUUGGAAUCAUUAUGUUACAGUAUUGAUCAGAUCCCAUGAUAAUGUGUCUCUUUUAUGUGGAAUACUGUGAAAAGUUUCAGACACGAAACCUAGGGUUUGAUGUGUUAAAAGACUUUAGGUGUUUAGGCACAACGUCAGCAGUUUAAGCGUGGAUAUUUAGGGAUGUUUUUAGAGGUUUGUCAAACCAUUUUUGCAUUUUAAGCUAUUCCAGGUUAUGUGCUUUAAUACAUAUGAUGAGCAAUGAUUGCAAAGUAACUUUAUUCCAAAUCCGUAUUUUAAAUGCAGUGUUACUAUGCUGUACAACUGAGUGAUGGAGCUACACGUUUUGUGUUGGAGCUUCUGGGAGGACUAAACUAAAUUCUGUGGAGUUUUACAGUGGUUGUCUUUUUGUUUUAGUCUUUCAACAUGUACUCAUUGGCAGAGUAUUAUUUUAACCCACCAUUGUUUGGCUGUUAGUUUUUAACAUUGCUGCCAACCUGCAUAUACUGUAUUGCUUGAAUCUUGGAGACACCCAUAACGUUCCCACAUUUUUCAUUAUUUAUAAUGAUCUCACAUAGUGAGUCAUACUUAUUUUUUGCUCUGGGGGUUGCCUACAUUAUACACCUGCAGUUGCAAGCUGAUGUAGUACUGCUUUACUUAACAGCUUUGAGUUGCUGGCUGAAGACAAUCAAACAAAGAUGGGUUUAGUUUUCCUUUAUAACUCCUUUCUCUUCAAGAGCUUAUUGGAUCCUGUCUUUAUCUAAUAACAACUAGUUUGCUUUAUGAAAGGCACCAAUGCUAAUAAUGCCCAGGGAAGAUUUAUAAUUUAAAAUGUACUGCAAAAACAUUUACAGUUAUUAAGUAAGCAUUUUGUUCUAAACACAUUUGGCCAUAAAAAUAUGAAUAGCAACACUAUUUUUAAAUAACAUUUCUUUAGUAAUGCUGCAUUCAUGUGCUUUAAGAGACAUUAAUAUGAAUUUUGAACAGUGAGAAUUAUUUAAUUUCUAUUCUAAGUAGAAAAUUAAUUUUGGUAGCUAAGGUUGGUCAUUUAAAAUAUUUUAGCUUUUGAUGUCGGGACCAGCUCCACCUCUAACAAUGUCAUAGCAUAUUGAUCACAAAUAUGUUAUUAGCCUGAGGUUUUCUGUGAAUAUUACCACUGAAAUUGAAAAUAUGUAAAAUGAAAAAAGUCUAAUCUGGUUCUCAAUAUGAAUGUUUUAAUGCAUGCUGCUUCUUGUUUUGAGAUGCUGAAUAGUAAUCAAAGCCUUUUAAUAUCUACUUGAAUGCAGCAAAUUCUGUAAAUAAAAUACAAUCAUUUUGACGGAGAUGCUAUAAACUGUUCAAAUUCGAUUUGAAUCGCGUAAAAAAACAUUUUGGAUACUUCACAAAACAUAUUUUAUUCCAGUUUUAUUUAUUGUUAUACUUGCUACAUCUAAUUUGUCAUUAUUAACCCAUGAGGGCAUUUUGCCUGUUUUGCUAUUCCAAUCAUUUCUUUAAGCACAAAACAUCUUUCAAAGCUCAAUCUCCCCUAUGGGAUACCUAGAUUUAAUACUUUCAUCCUAUACAAAUGUAGCAGGUCAAAAAAUGCAGCACUCUCAUGAUAUCAUUUUACACAAGCAUGUUGUUAUAUCUAGUAAUCUUUGCAUAGGAACAGAACACCUUUUAUUUAAGUGCGUGUGCACAUGCCCAUUUUGGAUCGUAAUUCUCUGUAAUACAGUAUAUUAUAUGAAAAACAUUCAAUGAGGAGUAUGUUUUUUUUUUUUUUGUUCAUUGGGAAUUGACGGAGUGAAGGGGGAAAAAUGAAAUACUGUUGCAUUAAUAGGCUUAUCUGUUUUUGAAAAAAAAAACGCUUUCUUGCAGCUACUUACCUUCCAGAAGCUCCAGCUGUUGCUUGACACCAGAACACAAAUGUCAUUUCAGUCCAUACGUGGCUUGUUGUUAUUGUAUUACUAGUUGAAAAGGUUGAUUAAGAUUUUUAUACCUGACAAAGUUUUUGCAAGCGGUCAGACAUGAAAUGUCACAAGACAGUCUGGCUGCUUCUCUGCUAGUCUGUCCAUUGAAUGUUGUGUCAAUUCUGUGUCUUUAUGGCAAGAAACUGGCUUACUUUUUCUGGGGGUAUGUUGAUAUUCAAGAUGUCCUCAUGGUAGCAUUCUGUUUUCCCCAUGUUUUGUCACGUAUUAAAUAAAGCAGUAGUGUCUCA
This is a messenger RNA of Polypterus senegalus (gray bichir), 4572 nucleotides long. It is a transcript of the gene asphd2, whose product is annotated as aspartate beta-hydroxylase domain containing 2. The transcript is spliced from 4 exons. Lineage: Eukaryota; Metazoa; Chordata; Cladistia; Polypteriformes; Polypteridae. The coding region runs from base 373 to 1419 and encodes 348 amino acids. The record is from RefSeq and is a predicted model, not a curated record.